This is a messenger RNA of Anopheles merus, 8098 nucleotides long. RefSeq names its product trafficking kinesin-binding protein milt (gene milt). NCBI's taxonomy places the organism in Eukaryota, Metazoa, Arthropoda, Insecta, Diptera, Culicidae. The record is from RefSeq and is a predicted model, not a curated record. The coding region runs from base 449 to 4513 and encodes 1354 amino acids. The transcript has 6 exons.
UUUUUUUCGUUUCGGAGUGAUCGUUUUGUUUUCUUUUUCCCCUCGCAAACGAACCUCGUGGUGUGUGUGUGCGUUUGAAUUACGAUUUGGCGUGCCUGUAGGAAAUUACAUCCACACGCCACAGCAGAAGGGAACCAGUUUCGAUCGCCAAUAGUGUGUGACUCCACAGAGAAUGUGCAGUGGAUGGUCGGAAAAGCGGCUUGAAGAGUGAUUGUGUGCGUGUGUGUGCGUCCAUGGAGGGAAGUGACCCGGCGGCAGCUAUAAUUAUUAUUGUGCACAAGUGAUCAAAAGUGCAAGACGUGUCCUGGUCCUGGUGCGCGCGCACACAGUUAGUUGGUCACGAGAUUCGGCCUAGAGCGGUUGGCUGUUGGUUGGUAACGACGUGCUUCGCUCUGGAAGAAUGUGAUCCGUCAAGCGUUCGGAAGUGUGUCCCAGUCCUGCAGCAAUAAUGUCUACAGUGCCUCCGGUAGUCGAUACUACCGACUCGAGUGUGAUUCGCGAAAGUGUAACCGCCGCAGCCUUUGCCGUUCGAAAUGCAACAGCUGAUGAGGAUGAAGUUUACCGGAAGCUGUUCAGCAGUGAACCGCUGGCAGAUGUUGGCGGACAGAGUGGCAAUGGGUUUGUAAACAGUACGCCACUGCGGCCCGGAGAUGCCCGAUCGCGAGCGUCUGUGGUCGGACGGGCCAGCUCGCUCUCUUCGCUGAUCGGUGCCGCUAGUGCCGAUGAAUACCAGGGUGGCCUGCUGGCAGACGAGGCGACGGAACCGGCGUCCAUCUCCAGCCGGCCGAGCGAUUCGAGCCGCGGGUUCCAGAACACGUUCACCGUGCUCGAGCGGCACCUGCAGAGCAAGCAUUUCCAGUUCCGCCAGCUGCGGCGCUUCCUACAGUACAACGAGUCGAACCAGACGCCAGUAUUUUGCAACGUGCCGCCAUCCUUAAACGAUAGUUCAAACUACUUAAGAAGUAUUAGCGAGGAAAGUGGUAGCAAUGCCACCGUCAUCACCAGCGGUGCCUCGGAAGGUGAGGCGGUACCGCCGUCGGCAGAUGCUACGAGAAGAAGAUCCUCCUUGGGUCGAGCAAGGGCGCUCUUUCACAGCAGCAGCGGCAGCGUGGAGGAGAGCGAACAAGAGCCACCGAGCUUACUGGAACUGGAGCUGGAAGCAUCCGAUCGGAUGCGAAGAAUGCGCGAACGGCUGGGUGGCAGCGUGCCCGAUCUUCAGCGAUCGUGCGAAUCAAUAGAAACGCCCCUAGUGAAGGCACUGUACGGUGUUAGCUUGGAAUCGCUGGCGAAAAGCAACACCGACCGGAUCCAUCCCGAUCCGUCCGUUUUUAUCGACGAAGAGGACAAGCGCAGCCUGUCGGGAGAGUAUCCCGACUAUCCGUACUAUGUGGCGCGAGGAACCAACGGGCUGCCCUACCUGAAAGUAGUACACAGCAACUCGCCCGGUGCAACGGGAGGUGAGAAAGUCCUAUGCGGUAACCGAGUGAGCCAAAUGACCCGCGCGUACGAUGACAUAGAUGCCGUAACGCGCCUGCUGGAAGAGAAGGAAAAGGACCUCGAGCUAACGGUGCAGAUUGGCAAGGAGCUGCUAGCGCAGAACACGCACCUCGAGAACCGGGUCGCCGAGCUGGUGCAGGAGCUCAAGACGACGAACGAAAACCGGGCGCAGCUCUCGCACGAGCUGCAUCAGAAGAUCGAGCUGAUCGGAAUACUGACGAACGAUGCCGACGACACCAGUGAGAAUGUCACACCGACGGCAUCGAAGUCGAUCAACCUGGAGCUGCUGCAGCGGAAGGUUAAGCAGCUGGAGGACGAAAACAAAUCCCUGCGCACCGAAACCGCCCAGCUAGUGAAGGAGACGGACGAGUGCGAGGAGCAGGAGCGCAGGCUGAUGGCGGACAUCGCGAACCAGCUUACCACGGCCAACAGCGAGUUUGACGGUUUAAAUUUGGAACUCGAACGACUGAAGGAGGAAAACCGGCUACAGCAUGAGCAGAUCAUCAGCCUUACCGGGCGGCUCGCGGACGCCGAGAUACGGCUCCAUCAGCUGACCUCCGAAAACGAGGAAGCAUCGUCGCUGCUCAGCAUCACCAAAGAAAACCAAAACCUGCUGGCGGGCGAGCUGGCCGAGUUCAAGCUGCGCUACCAGGAGGUGCUGAACCUGCUACAGGAGGCCCAGGAGCAGCUGCGCCGGCAGCGGAAACGCUCCCAGCCGCUCGCGCGCAGCUCGCUUAUUCCCGGCAUUACGGGAAUGCCGGCCGCGCCCGAUUCGCUCCAGUCGGAGCUGAUGGAAACGUCCCUCUACUCGGAGCACAGCCUCGACUCGGGCAUCGAUUCGGUGCGGGGCGGUAUCGGUGGUGGCGGCUCCAUGAUGGGUGGUAUGAUGACCGGCUCCCAGCAGCAGGUUCCCGCCUAUCGGAAGGUGUUCGAGACGGUCCGCUCGGCCAGCCGGGCGAAUCCGAACGGGUUCAGCGAUAGUUUCUCGCAGCUCGGUUCGAUGACGAUGAGUUCCUCCUCGCAGCCGCGCAUGGCACCGUACGUUUACCCCGGACUGGGCGGUACGACCGGCAACGGCAGCGGCGGCAGCAAUGCGGGCAUCACGACGAUGACACACUCCUACAAGAGCGGUUCGUCCGUGUACAGCACGAUGUACGGCGGUGGUGGCGGCAGUUCGCUCGGUGGACGAACGUACUCACGCGAAAGUCUGACCGCCGACUCGGAGGAUGGCUAUCCGGGUCCCGCCCAAACAGGCAUCCCGGGUGCACCGGGCGCGAAGGAUCUGGAAGCGGCCCUGAAGCGUCUUACCCCGGCGGAGGUGCUAGCGAGACGGGCGAUGCUACAACACGCUCCGCUCGGCACGUACAGCUACGACGAGCAGCCUGCGGGCAUUCCGCUCGGCUGCCGCACACCGGACAGUAUUAUGUCGACCGGUUCGUCGGGCCUGUCCGGCCUGUCGUCAUCGUCGGCCGCCGGCAACGGCCAGUGGCGCCUUCCGGAGAAGCUGCAGAUCGUGAAACCGAUCGAGGGCUCGCAAACGCUGCACCACUGGUCGCGGCUAGCCACGCCCACCCUGAGCGGUCUGCUCGAGGAGCGGCCGGGCGUGACGAUACGCGGUGGCCGCGGGCUGGACGAACUGGGCCUGCAAACUUACUCGCUGUCCGACGUGGAGGAGGACGAAGACACGGAAGACCAUCCGGGCAAGCGGUUCCAAUCGUUCGGCUGCACCUACACGUACACCAACAGCACGGUGCUGCAUCCGGACGACGGUACGACGGCGGUCACGUUCAGUUUGCCACCCUCGCAGAUGUCCUCCCAGAUGACGUCCGAGUGUCCGACGCGACAGCCGACCGCACCGUCAACGCCCCGCUCCAGCCUGUCGCGGCGCAACUCCUGCUCGACGUUCAGCGUGAACAUGGGGCUGGCGUCGAUGCUGAACGAGCGUGGCAUUAAAGCCGUUACACCGAGUGCCCUUAAUACGCCCGCCGGGCCCAACUACUCACCCACGGUGACACCCUGCAAUAGUCCUGAUGGUUCACCCACUCGUUCAAUGUCUCCGGAACCGCCGCUCCUAUCCGGGCUGCUCGCCUCAACGGCCGACAUCCUGCGCAAGCGGUUCGUCGCCUCAACCGGCAGCCAGCACAGUUCCGCUGAUCCGGCCGAUCGUCCGUCGAGAAUAAUGACCCGCAACAAGGUCGCGCUGUCGCGGCUGGAAAAGAAAGCGCUUCGCUCGAUCAAGAUCAUGGAAAAGGUGGAAAGCAUCGGGCUGGAGAACAUUAUGCUACCGCCGCAGCAUCCACCGGGUAUCAGUCCGCUUGCCCUGCACGGAACCUCGGCCCUCUACACGGCAGCCGCGUCCGGUCGCGGUCGUAGCCCGAUGGCACAGCUUACCAGCCUCAAACACAUGCAGGACCAGCGACGCAAAGCUCAGCAGCAGCAGGCGGACGAUCUUGUAACGAUCGACAAGGAAACGAUCAAAGCGGUCCUAACGAAGGGUCUGUCGCACGACAGUCUGAAGAGCAUGGCUUCCUCGUCCGGCGCGAGCAGUGGCAUCAGCACAGCGAUGUCCUCCGACUCGGACAGCUCAUCAGUGGCGAGCUUUGAUACGGAACCCCGCACCAAGGACACGACCAGCGGUGCCAGCUCGGCUGCUACCAACACCAAUACCGCCUCCCCAACGACAGCGGCCCGGCUGAAGCAGAUGCAGCGGCAGAAAUCGCGACGCAAUCUACUGAACGGUGCGAACGGUGGCUCCCAGCGGCCCGAUCUCGGCACGGUGAACGGUUCCAGCCGUCCCGGGGUACGACCGGACCUUGGCACUGUAGGUAGCAAAGCAACGGGCAAAACUGGUGGCAACAGCAGCACCGGUGGAAGUGGCAAGGACAGUCGCAGCAAACAGCAAUCGACGGCAACUGCUGCAGCACCGGCGGUUAAGGAAGAAAGCCGUUCACUCGGGCAGAGUGUGUACGGUACGAUCAGCUCGUUGCUGUUUGGCCGCAAGGGUGGUUUGCUGUAAGAACACUGGCGAGAGCAGUGAAGGACACAAGGACGACCGCUGCAGGCACAGGAGUACAUGCGCGGGUCCGGUUGAAAUGACCCCUUUUGUUGGUAGCCGUUACAGUUUACAUCCACCUUUUUUCGUAUAAUUUUAACCCACAAACAGAUUAUUUCCUAUAUUCAUUUAGUGUACCCAUCAUAUCCUCGUUCUGUAAAGUUUUAGUAGAUCCCCUAGUGCGCAAGCAAGACAAAAAACACACGCACAUAUUCUACACAAUAAUACCUCCAAAAUGGCAACAAUUACCCCGCGAGGAAAAGUUAUUUUGCAUACCUUCCGGGGGAGAAAUCCAAUACGAAUCCUUCUAUUUGCCGUGCGCGCUCACUGAGUGUAAAAAAGAUAAAGCUAUUCUCGCUUCCCUCGUUUUUGGAGGGAAAAGAGGAAUGCGGGCUCUCCCUACACCACCUGAAACCAUUCAAGCAAGCAAGGAAUUACGGAAAAUCAGGCUUACUCUCUCGUAUGCACAACACUGCCGGGUGCUGGUUUUUUUUGUUUGUCCAGUUAGAAACUUCAGUAUUUGUUCGACAGUAGUCCUUUCUUGGUGCUUUUCCACUCUAUAUACGGUGGCAGCUCAGUGUUACUAGCAGGCAUAAAGUGUAGUCAAAUUACGAACAUUCCGGUGCUCAUCCAGUGCCAGACCACUGAGAACUGAUAUAAAAACCAUCGCUAAAUAAAGAUGGUGUUUAGAAACUGUAGGCAACAUUUCUUUACAAAGCUUCCAUUUCCCAAUUAUCCCGAGAGACGUUUUUUUCUAUUUCUUUCAUAAAUCGCUGUCCAUGUUUUCCCUUGCAAAUUUUCCCUCCAUGCUUUUUAGGAUAACAUUUUUCGAAUUAAAUUAUCUCUAACUAGUCUUGCUAUUGCCUCAAACAAACGUGAUGAUGAGAGAGGAAUGCUGAUUUUAGGAAGCUUUUUCGCUGCCUACUUCGUCGCUGCAACGUUGGCAAGCUUACGGUUUGGGUGGCGUUUAGGGAUGUUUAGGAGCCGCAUGGUAGAUAGAAACUUCAGUUCCUGCCCUUUCUGGUGUAGUCGACACGGAUUUUACGUACAUCACAAGCAUAAUGUGAAAUGAUUUACUCUUUUUUUUAAUCAGACUCCAAAAGUAUCUUAUUUUUCUAGUCCAAUGAACAACGAAUACACAUUUCAUUUUCUAUUUCCCUGUUCUAGACGCUGUUUAAACAUCCUUUAAUGCAGUACUGUAAAACUCUUGCUUACUGAUCGUACAUCAAUACAAACUCUCUCACACACAAUUGAUUCAAGUCCGGUUCCGACCCUUUCCGCAAAAAAAAAAAAAAAAACAAAAAAAACACUCUUAAGGAAAAGCUCGUGUAAACCCAUCGAUGGACGAAUCAAUGAGAGGUAACAGGCAAAGCUGUAAAUUAGAAGACAAUCCCCAUUUCAUGUGCGGUAAUGAGAUGAACUCGCUCGGCUCUUAUCGUACUUCCGCAGUCUUUGUUUAGCAUCCUUUUUUCUCUCAAGCUUUGGAGAAAGGAUCAGCACAAUCUGUACGCACUGUUUUGCUAUCUGUACACUGUUCAAAGCACCACUUUCUUAUACAUAUAUCGGCAAAAUACGAUAUAGCUUUAUGUAAGACAACACCACUCCCUGUACAACUGUAACAAUAUCUACAUCUUUCUGCCUAUUUUUACAACAAUGCAGUAACAUAGGGUACAUUCUUGAAGAGCAAAUCGAUCAGUGAAGGGAUUAUACAGUGCUGCAAUUAGGGGGUGAACUAACUCUAACUUAAUUUAAAAAAUACUUUCUUUCUAUACUCUAUUUAAUUUGAUAACAUUUGAGACAGAGAGGUACAGGAGAGAUUUUGUGAGUUAAACGAGAUAAAUCUGGCGAUUGAUUUAGCUAUUUUUUCCCCUUCAAAUUUUCCUUUACCUCUGUUCAGCUGAGAGCUUUUUGUAGCCUCGUAGUGUAGAUAGAGAAAAAGUGGUACUAAAAAAAUGCUUGUGAAGAAAGGAUGUUAUUAGAGAGCUCAUUAGUAGCUGCACAACAAGUAGCUGGUUUCGCAUUGAAGCAAAAAAAAAAAACAUAAGAAACGCGGAGAAAUGGCAUAAUUUAGUUACGACUGAUUAUCCCUCUUGUUCCUCUCGAUAACGAAUUGGCUUUCGUAGACUGUGUGAUUUGGAUUAGUUUUUUUUCGGAAAAAAAAAACUUUUUUUGGUUAGUAUGUACGCUCACUACAACACACAAUAGAAAACGAAUUGGUUUGCUGGUUCCUUUCGCGCGAAAGGAAUAAAAUGACUAUGUGAGAGAACGGCGCGUGAAGCAGCAGGGAUUGUUGAAUCAACUGUAUCUGUUUUUUUUUUUUUGUGUGUGUUACUCUAUAAAAGAGUAAAAGAGAGAGGCCUUUCCAAAAAUGGGUUAAGUUUCGUUGUUGUGGCUUUUUUCGUGAAGCGUACGUAGGGAUCGUUGUACAUAGAUUGCAGUGUUAAUAACACACCACACCAUUUCUUACCCCGAAGCCUAAGAGGAAGAAAAAACGUGCUACUUUAAAACCCAAUGGUGGAUAAGUUGGAAACAAAACACAGACAGACGAAGACUAUUAAACAGAUUAAAGAAAGCUUAUAUCAACCUUUCCCCCUCUCCCGCAGAAUGGUAGAUGCUGUUGUAGAUAAUUAUUAAAAUAGUGCGCAAAAACAACACACAAAACACAAUACAAACAAAGUGAAACUAAAUUACAAAAAAUAAUAUAACGACGACAAGGGAUAAAAGUGGGAGGGAAAGGAAAGGUUGUGUUAAUUGUGUGUGUGUGUGUGUUUCAACAAGAAGCGUCACAAGGAAUGGAUAAGCAAAGAAUGGAUGCGUGUGUGUGUGUGAAAUGAAAACAGAUUGUUGUUACACAUUGCAAAAUAGUUGUAACGAAAGUAAGAAAGAGAAUGUUAAGUAUUUAUUUUUAUAUAGAACAAAGAAGGUAAUAAAAUAAAGAUAUGAAAUCAAUAAACGAUGAAAACGAAAACCAAACACAGUUUAAUUGAAAACAAAAAGAAAUGAUUAAGUUAUUCAAGAUGGAAAUAAAACCGUAUGUAAAAUGGGUAACAAAGCGGGAACAUUUAACACAUAUAAUACGCUACUAACAUUACCAAUCGUUGCUUUGAAAAGCAGAACAUAGAACGAGAAGAAGAGGAAACAAAACAGAACAAAGUGGAUUUAUAAUGUCACAAAUACCACAGCCAGAAAGGAUAGUGGAUCUGGGAUUUCUUUUUUCUUUGUAAAACCAUUCAUUAUACGAAGCACUGUAACAAAUUUCAAUUACACAGCAAUAUACUACAUAACGAGUGCACAGCCGAUUAAAAAGUGGGGGAAAUGAAACCAUUGAAGUGGAAUUAAAUUCACACUUACACGGGUUUAAUAUGCACUAGCGGCAGCAGAGAGUUAAUGACUGGUGUGGAAGAAAUGUGUUACUUACAUGGAUAGAGAUUGUUACAACAACGGAGCGGCAAUUAUGAUGAUGGUGAAAAAUAAAACACCCGUUUUCAAGUUCUUCCUCUCGUAGAAAGGAAAGGCAAGCGAGUUACAAUGAAUAAAAAAUAAAUGAAA